Phytophthora sojae is the source of this 615-nucleotide messenger RNA. RefSeq lists its product as hypothetical. The record is from RefSeq and is a predicted model, not a curated record. NCBI's taxonomy places the organism in Eukaryota, Oomycota, Peronosporomycetes, Peronosporales, Peronosporaceae. The transcript is spliced from 6 exons. Gene Ontology annotation, cellular component: cytosol. Bases 1 to 615 code for a protein of 204 amino acids.
AUGAAUUUCCAGGAUCUGCUUGACGAGGUGGAGGAUGCGAUGAAAAGCCCUCGAUCUGGAGGCAGCGGCAGCCAAAGUGGAGGAGCAAAGUACGCCAACGACGUGGAAACGCCCAGCAGAAUAACCAAACCUGUCAGCCAGGGCCGGGGCCAGAAUGAGCUGGAUGAUCUACUGGACAUGCUCGGAGACGAAGACAGCAAACCUGCAGCAGUUCACCCACGGCCGAUGUCGACAACGCGAGCUGGAGCUUAUAACUCGUCUGAGACCAAGACCACGCGCACCGAGUGCCCACAAGCGCUGAUGGACGGAGGACGUGCUACCCGAGGACUAAGCACUGCGUUCUCGCGGAAGUACGUCACGGUUUUCAUUGUGUGCUCCAAUCUUCGCUGCAAUGAGUGUGACUUCACCGUGGUGCAGUUCCCCGGAAAGAAAUGGGACGCUAGCGCCGACUACAUGUUCUUCCGUGAAAAUGUUCCCAGCGAAGUGAAACUUCGUGCCAAAAUGGAAAUCGCCCCGGAGUUCGCGGCUUACGCGUGUCAGUGCAAGUGGCUCUCGAUCAGCUCGCAGACUCGUGUCGACCAUUGCCAGGUGAAAUGGUCGUGUGCGGGACAUUAG